CGGUGUAGCAGUAGCAGUCUGUAGCAGUAGGCUAUACUAUAACCGUGACCAUUUAAAAUUUAAGACUAAGAUUACUAAGAAGUAUGAACAUUUCAUUCAAGUAUUUAAAUUUCAAGUAAGAGAUGGCUUUAUCUUUGAAAUGAUUUCGACAAUAACAUGUUACUGUAUAUUUGUUUAAAAUUUAUUUACAUGCCUAGUGCCUAGUACUUUUUUUUUUUUUUUUUUAAAAGUAAUAUAACUCGUAGUCGUAAUUAAAGACGACAAUACAUGUAGUAAUACAAGUCAAGUGUACAAGGCGCAAUCGUAGAUUUAGAUAAAAAAGAAAGUAAAGAGUUAUAAUUAAAUAAACUGAUGUUAAUUAACACAUUUCGAUAUACCCAACCUUAACAUGUCUCUCGCGUGUUUAAAAGAUUAAAAACUUACAAUAGUAAUAGUAAUAAUAAUGAAUUAAUAAUGAUUCGUUUUCAAUGUAAUGUAAGUGUAGGCCUACGCCUACACUGACUUGUCUUAGUCUUUUUUUAUCAUUUUAAUUAUUUUAUUGUAUGGAAAACUAUACCUUAAACUUACUUAGCUUACUUUUACUAAUUAAAAAUACUAUGUUUUGAAAUUGCCACUCCAAUUCUACUAUUCUACACUGUUAGUUUUAGGAUCUAAGUCUAAUAUUAAUACAAUUAUUAAUAUAUUAAUAUGCCUAAUUGUAAUAGUAUUAUUAAUUUCUACACCUACAUUGUCUAGGUAACUAGCCUACUUUGUCAUAUAUAUUAUAUAGUCUGAGGCACAUCAUCCAUCCAUCUAAGCCUGCCUUUGACUUUGAGUCAUUUUCCUCUGGGAUUUUGGUGAUGUACCUUGCCUUCUUCACUGCCUCUGUUAUUUGGCAUUCUUUCCAAAUCUAAGUGUCCUACCCAGCGUAGCCUGCCCUUUUUCAUUUCUGUAUUCUAGGGUGGAAUCCUGGUAUUGACUAUGACUAUACAAUUCCUGGUUGUUUCGUAUUCUCCAUCCAUAUGCAUCCUUUGUUGGUCCAUAUAUUUGCUGGAGAACUUUUCGCUCCCACAUUAGCCCACAUGUUUAAUAGGUUUUCUGAUGUUUUUGUUAGGGUCCAAGUUUAAAUUUUAGUAUGUUACAACUGGUCUGAAUACAUUUUUAUAAACAGUUUUCUUUGUUUUUCUAGUAAUGUUUUUUCUUUUGAAGUGUGCCCUGUUUUCAGUCGAUAUUCUUUCUUUUAUUUCUGUUAGUAAUUAAUUUCUUUCAUUUAUUAAGGAUCCUAGAGAUUUAAAUUGAUACACUUUUUCAAAAGUGUGGUUUCUAAUUUUAAUGGUUUCAUCUGUCUGUUCUUCUCUUAUCAUUCAUAGUCAUGUAUUUUGUUUUUUGGUUGUUAACUUCCAGCCCUGCAUGUUAAGUGUAAUGAUGUCUUCUAAUUCAAUAAAGUCUUUUGAUUUGUCUUUAUGUACCACUUUUCCCUAACAGUGCUAUGUCAUCAGUAUAUGCAAGAUACUGAAGGGGUUGAUUGUAGAGAGUGCCUAUUGGUUGUGGGUCUCCCUCAGAAAAUAUCCUGCUAUUGUCCAUCGGGUGUCAAUAUGUAAGCUUCUUAUAACUCUCACUAAUGUUAGGUUAAAUAGCAUACAAGACAGUGAAUCUCCUUGUCUUAGUCCUCGUCGAAUCUGAAAUUCCCUUGAAUAUUCCCUGAACCUUGAUUUUGCUUUUUGAGUUGUUAAAUGUUACAAUUACAUGUAUCAGUCUUGGCAGUUUGUUGGUUAUGCCAAACUCCUGCAGAGUCUCAUAUUAUGGCAUGAAGUUCUAAGUAAGGAAACUUUUUGUGUACCGGUACGAGUAUUUGGGUUAUUAAUCAAUUAAAUCACCCAAUAAUAAUAAUAAAGUUUAUUUCAAAAACACGCUUCAUCCCCAAAGGCUCGAAGCGCGGUACAAAGUCAACAAAAAACAAAUCUAUGAUUUACCACAUUUAAAACAAACGCAACACUACAAAAACUAAUUACAAGCAUACCAAGUCAAAGUCUUUCUACCCAUUUCAACCAUAAGCAACACAGCUAAUAUGCAUUAACUGGAAAAUAAGGUAGACAAUCAUCCCAGAAGGUGUUUGCGAAAUAGAUGUGUCUUUAAAUCGAUUUUAAAGGACUCCAGUGUCUGGUUGUUUCUGAGAUCGACAGGAAGGGCGUUCCAAAUUGUUGGACCAGCAAAUGCGAAAGUGCGCUUUCCGUAAGUCUCAAGGCAAACACGUGGUGUCGAGAGUUUGCCACUAUCGGAUGAGCGUAGUCAUCCAGUGGGGACAUAAGGCGUCAGCAGCUCUUUCAGAUAGAACAGCGCCAGGUCAUGUAAGCAGCGAUAGCACAAAGUUGCAAUUUUGUACUCUAUGCGAGCACGCAGCGGCAGCCAGUGCAACUCUCUCAGAAGUGUUUUUGCAUGGUCGAACUUGCGUUUGCGGAGAACAAUGCGAGCCACAAUAUUCUGUGCUAUUUGAAUUUUAAUACUAAUACAAUUAAAUGAAUUAUGAAUCUGAUCAGGCUGAUAUAAUCUAUUUCAUCUGCUUUGUCUUUUUAGUGAAUGCUUAAUUGAUUAUAAAUACAUGGAAAAUGGAGACAGAGAAUACCAAGAGACACAAGAAGUACACUAAAAGAAAAAUUAUUGAUUCAUCGGAAUCUGAGACUGAUUCCGAUGGGAGCAAGCAGGGCAAGGACAGCAAAAAUAUAAAUAAUGUAAUAAUAUAUAUUUUAUUAGCCCUAUUUCCCAUCGUUUUUACAUGCCAAAAACAGCCUUUUAAAGUACCGUAUUAAAAUUAAUAUACAAUUUACAUUUAAAUUAAUUAAAUUAUAAAUAAAAAUUAUCUUACUUAAAGAACUGAAGUUUCAGUUGAUAAUUAUUAUAAUUCAAAAGUGACCAAAAUAUUUUUACAAAUGUAUGCAUAUAUUUUUUAAUCUACGGUAACAGUUAAUAACAGUAAUGGACACAUUUCCAUUUUUUACUUCUUGUUUAUUGUCUCAGACCAUUUACGGAUAACAAAAAAUUGUAAACUUUUGUUCUUUAACUCCCCGCUUCCCUACUUUUUAAAAUUUAAUUUAAAAAAAAAAAAAAUCUUGAUCUUGCUACAAACCCUUAAAAUUUUGCAGCCUUUAGAGUUAGAGGUUCUAAAUAAUAGCUUAAUUCUAACGGUAAUGUUAACUGACUGUUUAAAUAUUUACAUAGCUUUUGUUUGAAUCAGGCUUCAAGAAGGCAGUCAUCAAGAUUAUUUCAAAAGGAGUGCAAGCCUAAGUUUAGCCUUCCCUCUAGGGAUGUUAUCUGGGAUAAUAUUCCAAGUCAAGAAACACUACCUAGACUGAAACGUUUAACACCCAAAAAGACUGUCAACAAUUUUACUAAAGUGUAAGUGAACCAGUGGCAGAGUCUGGGUUGGUUACUUCUAGUCAUAGCUCUCAAUGAUAAAUCAUAUGUCAUUCACCCUCUUGAUAAUGAACCCUUUCCUACAUUGGGUAUAUCGUCUUAAACAUGCACCUCUAAAAAUAUUUUUAUUCUUCCAACUCUUCCCUUGAAUCAAGGUUAUUACAGUAAUUUUAUACGGUACUUAAGUUGUGCAAUUUUAUUCUAAAGUUCAAUUUAAUUUAAGUGAUUAAAUUAAAUUAAUGGAAUGUCAAGGUGUUGGAAUCCCUGAGAGUCUGUUUUGUGCCAGGUAGACUAUAAGCGUAGGGAUACAGGGGAGAGUGAGUGGGUAGGACGCUGACCAUAUCAGGGUUACAGCAUUGUUAGUUUGUGUUACUAGUGUUGCCUGAGAGCUCUUUGGUAUGUAUGGUUCUUUGGCUAAGCUUGUUAGUGGAACCCACAUUACUAAAGGGAGAUCUUGUUAGAUUAGAGUGUUGAAGAAUAAAAGUUUAGAACUAAUAACUGCAAAGGACUUGUGUCAAGUGUUUGGGUACUUUGUGUACUGUGUGAAUGUCAUACCCCUAGACAACGGAGUCACGCGAACCUAUUCGUUACAUGGAGCAAAUAUUUAUCAUUAUGUACCGAACAAAUAAAUUUCUGUUUAACUUUAGGAAACUGAAAUUAUAUUUUCUAAAACUGAAAUACAAAGAUAUGUGAAAUUUUAAAAUAUUGUUAUUUUUACUUUUACAGUUACAAUGCCUAUAAUUUUGAUGAUUAUGAAGACACAAGUGAUGGGAUUUCCUCUGAUGAAAGCUCUGAAUUAGAUGAUGAAGAUGAUAAAAAAAGGUACCAGUACCCGGUAUAUAAAAUAUGCAUUUAAGCUUUUCAUAUUUAUCAUUAACUUUACUAUAUGAGAUACUUGAACUUAAUUGUGGAAAAUUUGAUUACUGGUAUUUAAAAAAAAAUAUACAUAACAUCUGUUUCUAACUGAAUUCACAAUCCUGUUGUAAGUUAAAAUAAAUUAUGCAAUAAUGGAAUAAAAUGCAAAAGUUAAAUAAGUUUUAGAAAUUUGUAGGAUAACUUUCCCUUGAGAAAAUUUUGUGAAUGCUGAAUCAGAAAAAGAUGUGACCACGGUCAGAGAAAUGAAAUUAUUUAUUGGUGUACGGGUAUCAAACAAAAUUUUUAAAAUUUAAUUUUAAAAAUUCUUGUUUUAAAACUUUCUUAGAAGACUAUCUCCCCCCCCCCCCAAAUGGUACCAGUAUCUAGAGUAUUUUCAUUACAACUGCUUCCUCAAUAAACGAUUUCCACCGCAGCACUAACUGCCCACAUACAGCUUAAAUGGCUGUAUAAUUAUUUAUUGGUGUACGGGUAUCAAACAAAAUUUUUAAAAUUUAAUUUUAAAAAUUCUUGUUUUAAAACUUUUUUAGAAGACUAUCUCCCCCCCCCCCCCAAAUGGUACCAGUAUCUAGAGUAUUUUCAUUACAACUGCUUCCUCAAUAAACGAUUUCCACCGCAGCACUAACUGCCCACAUACAGCUUAAAUGGCUGUAACUGAAAUUAAACUGUUUUUUUUAUGUGUUGAUCUAAUUUUACAUCACUGUAUCGCGGCAACCACCAUUUGUCUCCCCUUUUUUUGUUUUGAUUUUUAAUUAAGUGACCCAUUGUUAAAAUACAUGUGUAGCACUGUACCAAACCCCACCCCUCAGGUUGUUAACACUCUAUUGUUUCUAAAGAAUGCUAUCAGUUGAUGCAAUUUCUAGAAUUUCUUCUCUGGAGGGUUCCAACUUUCUCCCUUACUUUAAAUAAUUUCCUAGCAGUGGAGAUUUUUUUGCUACAUUUCCUUGACAUUUACAAGACAUAUUAAAGUACAAGAUUGUACUCUUUAUGUGUGUGUGUAAAUGAACAUUUGUAUCUUUUGAGGAUUGUACUUUUUUUACUUGCUGUAGUAAGUUAAUAUAGUUUUUACUUCUGCCUAUUUGAUUUUGUAUUCUUUUUAUAAAUUUAAUAGUAUAAUUAAAUAAAAUAUUGUUAUUAUAGUUAAUAUCAUUAGCUUUGGUAUCGGUUUCCUUUGUAUUAGUAUACUGGUUUCAGUCCUUUGUUAUGUCAAUUAAUUAUUUCAGAUUUUUAUUAUGUUUUUUAAAUUGUAUAUACAGCGUGGUGAGCUAUAUAAAACCACUAAAACCACGUAUAAUAAUAAUGUAUUGUACAACAAAUCUUAAAGCAGAGUAUACUUACAAAAACCAUGUAUAUAACAUGCCUGUUUUAGAACAUUGAAAGUCUCCUUACUACCCAUAGGUUAAUUGUAAAUACUUCUAAAGUUAAUUAAAAGGAAAGAUACAACUUGUUCCUGUUUUCAGUAUUGCUUGAACUUGAUGUACAUUUAUUUUUUCUCUUCUUCUAUAUUUCUCAAUAUUUUACUAAAUAGCAUCUGGUAAAAUGUAAAUAUAAAUAUUUUUUUCAUUGAUAUCAAUUCAUAUUAAAUUAUUCCAUGAAUAAAUGUAAAAUUGUAUUUAAACUUAGUUUUUAAACUAAAACAGAGAUUUAGCAGGCUUUUGCAUAUUGUAUAUUACGGUAUUAAAAUUAAUUUCAUAGUUUAUUCUUAUUUUGCAGACAAACAACUCACAGGAUACAAAACUAUCACAAAAGGAUAAUUCAGAUGAGUUCCAGUGAUGAUGAAAAAAACUCCCAGUCCACAGAAAGUUUAAAAGAGGCAUUACCAGUAACUAAAAAAGCAAAAUAUUUAGCAUCCCACAUUCAAAGUUGCUCUAAUGAGGACUCAGAUGACUUAGAUAGCAAAUUUCUUAGCAGCAAAGAAAUUGACAUUCAAGAUAGUGAAGAUAGCAAUAUUUGUUCACCUUCCCUGCAAAAAAAACAUAACAAACUUGCGGACCUGGCAAGUGAUGACAGUGAUGAUUCAAUUAUUGAAAAGAAAAGGCAAAGUGAUAGUUGUCAUGAAGAAAGUAAUCUUGACAGUGACUCCUCAAGUAGCUCAUCAGGUGCAAAGAAGUGCAGAUCAGAAAAACUAAAAGAGCGGCGGAGCAGUUUAUUAAAAAAAUUGCAAGAAGCCAAACAAAGGAAACACAGUAAAUUGAAUAGUACUAAAUAAUUAUUUUUUACAUUGUCACUUUCAUUUUCAUCACCAGAAACAAAAUUUGAUUUACACUUGAUUAUUUUUAUAGACUGACUUACUCAGUUACUAGAGGCAUAUAUUAUUAAUAUAUUCAGCUUGCUAUUAAAAAAAAUAAUGACAAUUAUUAUUAUUGUUUUAAAAAAAAAUUGAUUUGAUACUUUUCAAUAAAAAAACUUUCAGCUAUAAGUAUAAUUAGUUUAUUAUUUUAUGUUUAUACUGAUAAUUAUCUAAUAUCCAAAU
Messenger RNA from Lymnaea stagnalis (great pond snail), 6736 nucleotides. Lineage: Eukaryota; Metazoa; Mollusca; Gastropoda; Lymnaeidae. The record is from the annotation of a GenBank genome assembly.